Molecule: messenger RNA, 952 nt
Organism: Exophiala viscosa
Lineage: Eukaryota; Fungi; Ascomycota; Eurotiomycetes; Chaetothyriales; Herpotrichiellaceae
Exons: 1
Coding region: 125-865 (246 amino acids)
Molecular function (GO): metal ion binding; RNA binding
Source: RefSeq, a predicted model, not a curated record
GUCCGAUCAAUCGAAUACCUGCACUUGUGCCCGUCCCGAUCCUCGACUCUUUGGUGUCAGCUUGCUGUGUUCAAUCUUCCUCUCCAGAGCCGCCCGUGCAAUUGCGCUCGCCUUGUCGUUCAACAUGGCGUCGGUCGCGGCGGACAGUCCUGCACGCCCCAUCGAGCUCGACCAUGCAAAGAACAACAAUAGUUCUACAUAUCCUACCUACAACUUCAGCUUCACACCUUUUCUCCGAGCGAAUGGUUUAGCUGCUCUCGCUUCUAGCGUGCCAGUCUGUCCCGAUAUUGCCUCAAGUGGCCACUGCCCACGCGGUCGCAGAUGCCCCCAUCGUCAUCCGACACCCGCUCAGCAGCCUCAACACCACUACGGUCGCCAGAACGACAACUAUGUGUGCAAACAUUGGCUCAAGGGGCUUUGCAAGAAAGGCGACACCUGCGAUUAUCUUCACGAGUAUAACCUUCGGAAAAUGAGUGAAUGCCAAUUCUUCAAUCAAAACGGAUACUGUCAGAAUGGGGAUGAAUGUCUCUAUGUGCAUGUCAAAGAAGACUCGAAAUUACCCUUAUGCGAGGACUAUAACAAAGGAUUCUGCGAGAAAGGGCCCAGGUGUGGAAAGAGGCACGUAAGGAGGAAACUUUGCGAAUACUAUCUGGCCGGGUUCUGCCCUGACGGACCAAAUUGCAAGCAUGGGGUACACCUUAAAAGCGGAGGAGGGGCAGCAGAUUCAGAUAUUGAUACUCACCGACGAGACAGGGUGGCCGACCUAGAGAAGAGAGAAGAAGAACCCCGCAAGGAGUUCGGCUGGAGAGGACGAGGUGCUGGAAGAGGUGGCAGAUGGAGGAACAAGCGAGAGAGAAGGGGCUGAAAUUAAACACUAUCCUUUGGAGUGUCAACAACUCAUGGAGAACUACACUAUCUCUCGGGAACCCAGCGAAAAUGUCGCGCAACUUGA